AUGGAGCUGUCGUCGUCAAUCGUUCGUUUAGACGACCAAGGUCGUGGGCAUGUGCGACGGCACCCGAGCCUAGCAACCACCAGAGACGGGGCGCGCCACUACAAGGCGAGGGCCAAGUCGUACUGUAUGACCAUCGCCCAGGCUCAAGCGUGCGCCAACAUUGCGUUCGCCCUACUGCAGAACCGAUCGCUGCUGAUGGCGCAGCAGGAGAGCCACAUCAUGGCGCUUGUUGCCACGAUCAGCACCAUGUUCGACCUCGAACUGAUCGAUCCCGACGACGCUGACGCUGAAGAGCACGACAACUUCGGAUCAAUGGCCCGGGACUGCUUGCUGCGCUUGGAUGUUGCCGACAAAACUGCCGCCCUAAAGCAGAUCGUGGCCUAUGCGGAGACUCUGGUGAUCGAGCAGCAGGGCGUGCGUGCAGAGCGCGACGAUAGCAACCUGCCGCGGGAGCAAGAUGCACCUCCAGUUCUACCUGGUCAACUAGUUGGACUUCGACCGGCUCACUUCUUCCGUGAUGUGCUGGACCUGCAUCGUGAGCGCAUCCUACGCUUCUGCACCACUUUCAAUGACGCCUGGGAUGUCGCCUCUCAUCAAUGGCUGCGUCUGCGCGCGUUCUGCGUUGGACUGGCGACCAUUGUUCCCAACACUACCUCGGUCCAAUCAGACUUUUCGAUCCUAAAAUGGGAGAUUGAUCCGAACUGGACGGACUUGAUGCAUCUGUCGUUGGAGGGCAUCUUUCAAGCCAAGCAUCGCUUUGUUUUGCAGUAA
Molecule: messenger RNA, 771 nt
Organism: Aphanomyces astaci
Lineage: Eukaryota; Oomycota; Saprolegniomycetes; Saprolegniales; Verrucalvaceae
Exons: 4
Coding region: 1-771 (256 amino acids)
Source: RefSeq, a predicted model, not a curated record